Molecule: messenger RNA, 1869 nt
Organism: Suncus etruscus (white-toothed pygmy shrew)
Lineage: Eukaryota; Metazoa; Chordata; Mammalia; Eulipotyphla; Soricidae
Gene: WRNIP1
Product: WRN helicase interacting protein 1
Exons: 7
Coding region: 26-1612 (528 amino acids)
Biological process (GO): DNA-templated DNA replication; regulation of DNA repair; DNA repair
Cellular component (GO): nucleus
Molecular function (GO): DNA binding; ATP binding; single-stranded DNA helicase activity
Source: RefSeq, a predicted model, not a curated record
UCCCUGUCAGUGCUCCCGGGGCGCGAUGGCGGCGGCGACGGUGCAGUGCCCCGUGUGCUUGCAGGCGCUGCCCGCCGCGGCCAUCAACGCGCACCUGGACCGCUGCCUGCAGCUGCCCGACGCCAAGCGCCCUCGGAACGACCCCGAGCCCGACCCCGACGCCCUCGGACCCGGAUCCCCGCCGGCCUGGGAGGAGGACGAGGCCGAGGAAGCGCAGGCCGAGGAGCCCCAGGCCCAGCCCGGCCGCCCCCCGUGGCCCCCCGAGCUCCGGCAGCGGCUGGAGGCCCGGCCCCUGGCCGACGCCAUGCGGCCCGACUCCCUGCGCGACUACCGGGGCCAGGACCGGGCUCUGGGCCGCGACACGCUGCUGCGAUCGCUGCUCGAGGCCCACGACGUGCCCUCGCUGCUGCUCUGGGGGCCGCCCGGCUGCGGCAAGACCACCCUGGCGCACAUCAUUGCCCAGAACAGCAAGAAGCAGAACGUAAGGUUCGUGACGCUGUCGGCCACCAGUGCCAAGACCAAUGACGUGCGGGACGUCAUCCAGAAGGCCCAGAAUGAGAAGAGCUUCUUCAAGAGGAAAACCAUCCUCUUCAUCGACGAGAUUCACCGCUUCAAUAAGUCUCAGCAGGACACCUUCCUGCCGCACGUGGAAUGCGGGACGAUCACGCUGAUCGGGGCCACCACCGAGAACCCCUCCUUCCAAGUCAACGCCGCGCUGCUGAGCCGCUGCCGUGUCGUGGUCCUGGACAAGCUGCCGGUGGAGGCGAUGGUGGCAAUUCUCCUGCGUGCCGUCACCUCGCUGGGCCUCCAGGUCCUGGACUCUAGCCGGCCCACCGACCCUCUGGGCCAGGGGAGCAACAGCAGUGCCGAGGCGUCGGUGUUCAUUGAGGACAAGGCACUGGACACUCUGGCCCACCUCAGCGAUGGCGACGCGCGGGCCGCCCUCAAUGGGCUGCAAAUGGCCGUGCUGGCCCAGCUGAGCGACAGGAAGCCAGUGGGGAAGGAGAGCGGGCAGGAGAGUGCCCUCGGCCGGCUGCUGGUCACCGAGCAGGACGUGAAGGAAGGUCUGCAGCGCUCCCAUAUCCUGUAUGACCGUGCAGGGGAGGAGCACUACAACUGCAUCUCUGCGCUGCACAAGUCCAUGCGGGGCUCGGACCCGAGCGCCUCCCUCUACUGGCUGGGCCGCAUGCUGGAGGGCGGUGAGGACCCGCUCUAUGUGGCCCGCAGGCUGGUGCGGUUCGCCAGUGAGGAUGUCGGUCUGGCCGACCCAUCUGCGCUCACACAAGCUGUCGCCGCCUACCAAGGCUGCCACUUCAUCGGCAUGCCCGAGUGUGAGGUGCUCCUGGCGCAGUGCGUGGUGUACCUGGCCCGGGCCCCCAAAUCCGUGGAGGUGUACAGCGCCUACAACAGGGUCAAGGCGUGUCUGCGCAGCCACCCCGGACCCCUGCCACCCGUCCCCCUGCACCUGCGCAACGCGCCCACGCGGCUGAUGAAGGAGCUGGGCUACGGGCGGGGCUACAAGUACAACCCGGCCUACAGCGAGCCCGUGGUCCAGGACUACCUGCCUGAAGAGCUGCAGGGUGUCGACUUCUUCCAGCCGCACCCCAGCUGACCAGCUGCCCACCCGCUCGCUCACCCACCCUUCUGCUGUCCCCCAACCUGGAGCUGCUCUUUCUCCUCCUGUUUGAGUCACGCGUCACUUUCGGAUUGGGUCCCCCAGGGCCUCCUGUUCCUUUAAUGAAUGUACAUCCCGAGGGCUAGCUGCUGUUGGUUAGAAUGACAUUGUUGUGAUUUAUAUACCGCAUAGUGUUUGGGGUGUUUUCUUUUAUAUGCAAAGGUCUUAUGAGCCAAUAAAACUAUUUCAAAGUA